GUCUGCGUUGAGGCCCUACUGACAGUAGCCCUCUUUCUAUCAAAGAGAGUCAGGUGCUUGGGGAUUCUCUUUGUGAUAUCCAUUUUCAUGAAAAAGAGUCGCAACCUGCUCCUGACCGCUGGGACCAGUUUAGUGGUUCUGAGAAAUAUCCGCAACACCUUGGAAAACACCACAGGCCUGGUCCGGAGCAUGAUCUGCAACCUGAAGGCCAAGAAAGCAGCCAUCGCCGCUCCGUUCAGCAGCUACGUGGAGGUGCUGAAGUGGCUCGGCGACGUGCUCAGGGGGGUCACGGACUUGGGGGUGGUGAACCUCGACUCCCGCCUCAAGGUGUCCCCCAGACUGGAAUCCGACAAAUUCCGGUGGAAACUGAGCGAAGCGGAGCAGAAGCUGAAUGACACUGUGAGGUAUGCGCGGUCCCUGCUGAACGCCAUCUCCUCCGUGACCGAUAAGAUGUUCCCCGCCCUGAGCUUCCUGGUCCUCGUGCUGUUCAUCGCGCUGCACGUCAAAAAGUACCGCGGCGACGCAAAGUACAAAAACCGCUUCGUGAGCGGCAGGUUCGUUGGUUUCGACGAGAAGCGCAAGAUGGAGGGAAAGCCCCACGUGCUGCCCCUCACGCCGGAGGAGGAGAAGAUGUACACGGCGGUCCCCUCGGCCCGACCUACCGCAGCAGAGGGCAGAGCCAUGCUCAAGUUUGGCGUUCCAGUUGUUACCCAUUUGCUGGCUUGGGUCCUAUUCAUUACUAUGGAUGCCUUGUUGUACUGCUUCGUUGAUAUUGUAACAAGGAGGCUAUCAGAGCUGGAACCUUUCCAUGUCCCCUUGUUAAUGAGCCUCAAAGGAAUUGCGACGUUAAUGGGCAUCCCGCUUGGCGAGGAAAUCCAUCAGAAAGACUUCUCCUACACUGUGACUCUGUUUGAGAAGAAAUGUCUCCCUAAGCCCAAGCUGCUGCUCUACAAGUCCGUAGUCCCUCUGGCGGCCAUCCUGCUCGCCUUGUUCAUCAUGGCUCUGAUGGCUGCCAAAGUGGCCCAGCUCAGGCUGAUGGUCUGCGAGCGAUUCUUCCCCGGCGCCGCGGAGGAGAGGGUGAAGUACCUCCACGCCAAAAUCCUGAGGAAGAGAAGCAAGAAGAGGGAGGGGCGAGACGCCUGCAGCCUCACAUCCCUCUAUUUGAAGGUAUUGAUUAUUUCUACAGUGGGUUGAGUUCUUACAUGUCUUUGCGUAAGGCUUAAGGUGGUUUGUCGUCUCCUUUCAGCCACAUUUCUGGUGCCCGCUGCUCUUCAGGCCCAAAAGGGAUCCGCCAAGCGUCGUGUAAGGGAAGCUAUUCGUUUAGCCGUUUAUUUUUCUAUUCUCUGAUAAAACAGAAGAAGGAGGUCCCCUAGUGAGGACAACUUUGAACAAGGGAUUCCUCAUCCUCGAUGAUCUUGUUGUUCAAGCAUACUUUUUCCAAAUCAGGGGACCUUUGGGACUGAACCCUACCAGUUUAGACCCACUGGUCAAACAUCAGCGGGACUUCAGCUACUGCAGCCAGGGCCGGAGACCCUUUCACAUUGCAACACUGUGCUGCACCAUUUGUAGAUCUGAUCAAAGCUUUUUAAUAUUGUUUAAAACAGUAUAAUAUUCAGCUAAAUAAGCUGCUUUC
Pungitius pungitius (ninespine stickleback) is the source of this 1633-nucleotide messenger RNA. Its product is annotated as dendritic cell-specific transmembrane protein. The transcript is spliced from 2 exons. Gene Ontology annotation, cellular component: membrane. The record is from RefSeq and is a predicted model, not a curated record. Bases 88 to 1194 code for a protein of 368 amino acids. NCBI's taxonomy places the organism in Eukaryota, Metazoa, Chordata, Actinopteri, Perciformes, Gasterosteidae.